UUGGCGAGGAAGGACCGUCGGAGGAGCAGCCCAAGGACAAGUACCACCUAGGAAAAUAGGUGGGACAAGCAACUGCUGGGAUCUGGAUGAAAUGAAACCGAAGAAAUCCGCCUUCGCCAAUACAUCCACUGGAUACGGCAGAAACAAGCACAGCGGACACGGCAAAGGACACUCCCACGGCCAAGGACAUUCCGGCAAGGAUAAAGCCGACGGCAAGGCAAAGACCCGGGAGCCCAAGGACCAGAAUGAACAGAAGGUGGAGGACAAGGAUCUGAAUUCCGGUUUCGGCGACUAUCUUCGCACACCGGAGGCAUUUGAGAUGAUGAAAUUGUUUGUCUUCGCCAAUACUAUUAUGUUAAUUGUGACUAUGGCAUGGCCGCAUAUCAAGGAGCAAUUCUAUAUGAUUAAUCAGUGGAUAGAAAGUUUCCGCGAAGAGCAGCAGCAGUGA
Molecule: messenger RNA, 448 nt
Organism: Drosophila ficusphila
Lineage: Eukaryota; Metazoa; Arthropoda; Insecta; Diptera; Drosophilidae
Gene: Xport-A
Exons: 2
Coding region: 92-448 (118 amino acids)
Source: RefSeq, a predicted model, not a curated record